Messenger RNA from Beta vulgaris subsp. vulgaris (sugar beet), 1143 nucleotides. RefSeq lists its product as hypothetical. The transcript is spliced from 11 exons. The record is from RefSeq and is a predicted model, not a curated record. Lineage: Eukaryota; Viridiplantae; Streptophyta; Magnoliopsida; Caryophyllales; Amaranthaceae. Bases 164 to 1129 code for a protein of 321 amino acids.
GAAAUGAAAUAGAAAGGUCCAACAAGAUAAAUAGUUUCUGAAAAAAAACUGUAAUAAACUUGGUCGUUCUUUACUUCUUUACUACUUUUAUCUGCGAUCUAAACUCCGGUAACCCUCUUUUCGCCAUUAAAGAUUAUGCUUAGAAGCUGAACUGUAACUAAAAAUGGCGAUGCAAACUGGGGUUGCCUCCUCCAAAGUUCUAAUCCUUCUUGGAGCAGGUUUGACAGGUUCAGUAAUUCUGAAGAGUGGACAAUUAUCUGAUGUCCUUCUGCAACUUCAGGAAUUCGUGAAAGGCAUCAAUGAAGCAGAUAUCUCUUCAACCAAAAUUGAUCCCUUUCUUCUUGCAGCACAGAUUCGGCAACUGGCGCAAGAGAUUAGGGAGCUAUCCUUAUCAAAUCCCAUUUCUAUAAUGAACGGGAACUCUGCUUCCAGUGGAGGCUAUGGAUCCUACUUGGUGCCAGCUGCUGCUCUUGGAGCGAUGGGAUACUGUUAUAUGUGGUGGAAGGGAUUGUCAUUUUCAGAUGUCAUGUUUGUGACAAAGCAAAAUAUGGCAAACGCUGUUGCCAGUGUUUCCAAACAGCUGGACAACUUGACUGAUGCACUGGAAACAACUAAAAAGCAUUUGUCAAGAAGGCUGGAGACCUUGGACUGGAAGCUGGAAGAGCAGAAAGAAAUCUCUGGGCAAAUACUCGGUGAUGUUACAGGUGUCAAGUCAAACAUAACCCAAAUUGGUUUUGACAUUGAGUCAAUCUGUGAGAUGGUAAAUGGACUGGAAGGAAAGCUCGAACUUCUUGAAAGUAGACAGGACUUGACCAAUUCAGGUGUAUACUAUUUAUGCCAAGUAGCUGGAGAAAUGAAGGAGGGACUAAAUGCUAAACUUUUCCAGGACGUUGGAUCAAAGAUUGACCCACCAAAGAUUACAUGCGAGGACAACUCUAGGAAGGGCUUGCAAUUCUUAACAGAUUCAACUAUGUCAAGCAUUGUGGAGAAACCAAUUACAAGCUCCAAGGUAGAUGAUCUUGAUGGAGCUGCUGUAAAAAAUGCUUCUUUUGCAAAAGCAAAAACAAGAAUACACAGGUCUUAUCCAGUUGGAAUUUCCCUGGCACAUGACAUUCUUCGAAUGGAAUAAUGAUUAUUUUCUUU